Diorhabda carinulata is the source of this 3315-nucleotide messenger RNA. RefSeq lists its product as uncharacterized. The record is from RefSeq and is a predicted model, not a curated record. The transcript is spliced from 4 exons. NCBI's taxonomy places the organism in Eukaryota, Metazoa, Arthropoda, Insecta, Coleoptera, Chrysomelidae. The coding region runs from base 443 to 2257 and encodes 604 amino acids.
CCUGAUUACUAGUGCGUGUGUUGUUUUAAAGACUACCUCAAAUAAGGUCGAAAUAAUAUUUAUUUGUUGUUUAUUAAGAUUAAAUAUUGAUUGUUAUUAGUGUUUGAUUACCAAUACCAUAUUUUUGGUCUAUCUGUGAUUACUUAUCAUUAAAUGCAAACAAGGUGAUAAUGCGGUAUCGUUGGAGAAUAUCUUUUAUUAUUGCGUUGGCACUACUGAUAAAAAGUGAAUCAUAGAUAAAAAUAUACUUCCACUUAAGUCAUAAUUCACAUAGAUACGCUUAGUUAAGACUUUAUAAAUAGACGAGUUUAUCUGAAGUGAUGUGAUUCCCCGUCCUUUUGUAAUCUAAUAAUUGUUUCAAGAUGUUAAAACUAAUUUAACAUAGAUCAUAAUAUAUCAGUUAAAGUUUUAGUAUUACUUUAUUUGAAUAGUUUUAUCAACAAUGGAAUAUGAUUAUGAUUAUAAGUUUGCAUAUAAACAACACUUCGGUUUAUCAAGUUCAGAAAGUGGUUCAGAAAACGAGGAAACAUUUCAGAAGCUAUAUGGAAAGUACGAACCACCCCCUGUCCCGAUUGAUCCAGAUAAGGUUGUCAUUAUACAACCAGAAGAACCAUUAAACGGUCCAAAUGAGCGCAAAAUUAGUAUCAAUACCAAUGAAUCGAAUUUAAAACUUACUAAAAUGAAACGCAAAAGUAAAAAAGGUGAAAAUAAAAAACCAAUUUCAGGCGAAACUCCUGUGAUAGAAAAUGUACAAUCUGAGAAAGAAAAUAAGGAAUCUAGAAAUUCUCUAUCCUAUAAUCAAGUUGCAAGUCACAUUAAGGAAGUAGUGGCAAAGCAUUUACAUCAAACAAUUGCUGAUAUUAAUUUUCCAGCUCACAAUAAAUUGCAAUUUUAUGAAUCUACAUUUAUCUUUGAAAAUUCAAUAUCAGGUAUUGAUAGUAGAGUAGAUCAAUGUCUGUCUUCCAAAAGUAAUUCUGCCCAUAAUUGUCAGCUGAUCUCAUCUUCUACAGAAUCGGUAAACCAAAAAAUGAAAAGCAACCCAAAGAAGAAGAAAAAGAAAGCUAAAAAAAAUAAUCAAUUGGAAAACCAACAAGUACUGGAAUCUGUAAAACUUACUUUUGUGUUAAAAGAAGAUGAUUUUCCACCUCUUGUACAAAGCAAACAAGCUUCUUGUAUUAGAAAGAGCAAAAUAAAAGAAUCAAACUGCGAAGAAAAAAAUUAUUCACAAAUGUAUGAUACAGAAAAUGAAAGUGAAAUAACAAAUCAUUCUCAAAAUUUUCUUGAUGAGGGAGUGAUAAUACCAGAAUUGAAGCAACUAAUUGAGUGUAAUUUUGAUUCUAGUAGCAUCUGUACAUAUGAAACAAGUAAAUCUCCAGUUUAUGAGAAUAUAAUUGUGAAACAGAAUAAUAUCAUCGAUAAUAUACUGAAAGACACCAGUUUUGAUUUUCUGAUUAACUAUUACAGUUUUUAUAAUAAUUCAGAAUCAGAGAAGCACUUGGCAAGCUAUAAAGUUGAAAAUAAAUUGUUCAAAAAAGGUCUGAAGGUGAAAAAAAUUGAAAAGAAGGUUGUGAAACUUGACGAGGCUUGUAUUUCUGAAAAUACAGUAAAAACAACUGAUAGAAAACAAAAUGAUAACAUCUCCAGUGCCUUAUGGCUUAAACCAUCACCUGUUCCUGAAAAUAUUGUAGAGAAACCUAAAAUUGAAUCGAAACUUGAAAAUAAAUUAACACAAAAUAAAAUAUUUGAUUCAAUUAAUGUCAAUAGUUCUGAUGAUAUUUCAAGCUCUGGUAGAAAUGAUUCGAUUUGUUGCAAACACUGCUGUAGUCAAAUAACAGACAAUUUAUCAAUUAAUACACGAGACGUGGGUAUUAAUACUGAUGAUCGAAAGCUGUCAAUAGAGACCAAUAGCAUUGGAAUAGGCACUUCCGAUGGAGAAAAAGAUAAUUGUGUAAUUAUACAAAAUGUAGAUUUUGAUAUGAAUCAAAAAGGCAUCAAAACCCCGGAGUCCAUUUUGAACAUGUCUAUUAUAGAUGUAGUAAAUAAAUUUAUAGAGAUAGGAAUAUGUGACGACGAACUGCAUCCACAAAUUCAGUUAGGAAUACAACUGAUACUCAUUUAUUUAAUAAUUAAAAUGUUUUUAUCUAUUAUGAUUUGUGCUGUGGAUAAUAUGAUCCUCUUAUGGAUACUAUUUUUAUUUAGAUUCCUAUUCAGAUCGUUGGUGUUGCUGCCUUUGGGUAGUAGCCGACUGAGUAAGUGACAAGACAGGAGGAACAUCAGCGUCAAACCUUUCUGAGGUCUUUCUAUAGAUAGAGAGUUGGAUAGAUCGGUCUUUGAGAAAGCUACUAAGCUAGCCGAUAAGUGAGGACGACAAACAGUUCGAUCUUAAUUUAUUUAGAAAGUUUUCAUCCCAAACAAUGUCAAAAGCCUUCGAUAUGUGAUGUGUGAUUGCUGUGGAUUCCCCAUAUAGCUUCAGACAAUACAUUGGUGACAUAGGCGAGGAGGUGCUCGGUUGAUCUAAGCUUUCGGAAGGCGUAUUGAUGGUCGCUGAUGACUCAUGACUCAUCAUUUCUGAAGAUUUGUUAGUUGGGAUUAAAUCAAUCAGACAGUCUUUUUUAUCAUUUUUUUUUAUUAUGGGUUGAACCUAGCAGCCAUUUUAUUAUUAUUUGUAGGGUCAUAAUAAUGUGAUACACUUAAAAAUUAACAAGGGGCUGUAAGUUAAGGCUGUUUUAUUUAUAUCAAAAUGAUCCUAUUUUCAUAUAAAGUUGGUUAUAACAUAUUUUGUAAUAUAUAUAAUUUACGGGCGAUGUGUGGUCGGGAAAUGGAAAGGGGGAAAUUUUUAAGGGUACAAAACGGUUUACCUCGAUUUGCAGCAAAACUACAAGUCUUAUGGAAAAAGGACUUAUAACCCAGUUGUUCAGUUAGUUAUCAAUUUCAAUUUUUCACACAAAUUUUGAGGUUUUAUGAAAAAAGUGUAUUAACAAAAGUUGUAGAUCUUUUCAUUACCUACAAUUUUGUGAUUCAACUUAUUUCCAUAGGACUUGUAGUUUUGCUAUUUUUCAAUUUUUAUUGUAUUUUCCCCAUUUUCCAAUGGAUUUCAUCCUACUAUGAUUUUUUUAAACUUUUCUUCAUUUUUAAACCUUAUUUGUACAAGAUUCUAAUCGAUUCUUUUAUUUUCAAGAUUUUUAUUUUGUAUUGACAUUUGAACUACUAGUUCAAAAUAAAUUUGUAUCGAUAUUUCAUGUUUCAUUGAUUUCCAUCAAUUUUUCGAUUUUGUUCCAAACUAAAAGUUCGAUAUUUUUAAUAAAUUUGUAUGAA